Molecule: messenger RNA, 1261 nt
Organism: Biomphalaria glabrata
Lineage: Eukaryota; Metazoa; Mollusca; Gastropoda; Planorbidae
Product: replication factor C subunit 5-like
Exons: 10
Coding region: 168-1166 (332 amino acids)
Biological process (GO): DNA-templated DNA replication; DNA repair
Cellular component (GO): nucleus; DNA replication factor C complex
Molecular function (GO): DNA clamp loader activity; ATP binding; ATP hydrolysis activity
Source: RefSeq, a predicted model, not a curated record
UCCUGAAAAGGCACAAAUUAUCAAUAUUAUUCCCGGGAAAGUUUGUCAACAUUGAGAUUGAAGUCUCAGGAUAGAUCCUGAACUUGGAAGAUUUUGUAGAUCCAUCUUUCGAUAAAAAAAAAAUUAUAGAUAGAUCUAGAUCAAAUACAGCUGAUUGUUUAAUAACAAUGAGCAAGGAUACCACACAGUCCCCCAAUCUUCCUUGGGUUGAAAAAUACAGGCCCAAGCAAUUGGAUGACCUGAUCUCACACAAAGACAUUAUUUCUACUAUCAGCAAGUUUGUAUCAGAAGAACGACUCCCACAUCUAUUAUUUUAUGGACCACCAGGCACUGGCAAAACUAGCACUAUUUUAGCAGUUGCCAAACAGAUUUACUCACCUAAAGAGUUCAACUCAAUGGUCUUAGAGCUCAAUGCAUCAGACGAUCGUGGUAUUGGCAUUGUACGUGGCCAGAUUCUCAGUUUUGCUAGCACAAGAACCAUUUUUAAAAAAGGAUUCAAACUAGUUAUACUUGAUGAAGCCGAUGCAAUGACUAAAGAUGCUCAAAAUGCCCUUCGAAGAGUAAUAGAGAAGUUUACAGAGAACACAAGAUUCUGUAUUAUCUGCAAUUAUUUAUCAAAAAUCAUUCCUGCUCUACAAUCUCGGUGUACAAGAUUUCGUUUUGGACCACUCAAACAAGAACAGAUGGUUCCCCGUCUUGAAUAUGUCAUUUCACAAGAAAAUGUCAAUGUAUCGCAGUCUGGAAUGAAAGCAUUGGUGACAUUAGCCAAUGGGGACAUGCGAAGGGCUCUAAACAUUUUGCAAAGUACUUCAAUGGCCUUUGAUGAAGUAACGGAGGAUAAUGUCUACAUCUGUGUUGGGCACCCCCUUCGAAAGGACAUUGAGAACAUAGUCAACUGGGUGCUGAAUGAAAAUUUUACUACUGCAUAUCAAAAUAUUAUGAUUUUAAAAACCCAAAAAGGUUUAGCACUAGAAGAUGUUCUGACAGAAGUGCACAGUUAUGUUCACAGAAUUGAUUUGCCAUUACACGUCAGGAUGCACUUGCUAGAAAAAAUGGCAGAUAUUGAAUACCGUCUUGCAUCUGGAACAAGUGAAAAGAUUCAGCUUAGUUCACUUAUUGCUGCCUUCCAAAUAGCUAGAGAUUUGUUAGCACAAGAGGCCAAAUAGUUUCAAUCAUGAACACAGAGUAGAAUUAUUUGACUGUAAUUAGAAAUAUUUGUAAACUUUGUAAUAAAUUUUUUUGUUUUCCAUGGUUACAAAAA